Pygocentrus nattereri (red-bellied piranha) is the source of this 1388-nucleotide messenger RNA. RefSeq names its product aminoacylase-1. Gene Ontology annotation, biological process: amino acid metabolic process. The transcript has 15 exons. Gene Ontology annotation, molecular function: aminoacylase activity. The coding region runs from base 119 to 1369 and encodes 416 amino acids. Gene Ontology annotation, cellular component: cytoplasm. The record is from RefSeq and is a predicted model, not a curated record. NCBI's taxonomy places the organism in Eukaryota, Metazoa, Chordata, Actinopteri, Characiformes, Serrasalmidae.
CGAUGAUUGGUUGAUCGACUGCGAUGUCUGCUGGUUGCGACAUGGCAGCUGCUUUUAAACAGCGGGUCUAAGUUUCGGACCGUGGACCGGACCGGACUGGACGGAGGACUCGGACGAUAUGCUGCCGGAUCAGGACGGGCCGAGCGGAGGAGGAGGGGGGGUUAAAGAGGACCCUGCUGUGUCUGUGUUCAGGGAAUAUAUCCGACUGAAGACCGUCCACCCGGAGCCAGACUACGAUGGUGCUCUCAAGUUUCUUGGCAGGAUUUCGGAGGAGCUUGGUUUACCCAUGAAGAAAAUAGAGGUGUGUCCUGGUAGAGUGGUGGCCAUCAUGACGUGGACAGGAACUAAUCCAUCUCUGAAGUCCGUCCUCCUCAACUCCCACACUGAUGUAGUCCCAGUCUAUCAGGAGCAGUGGAAGUACGAUGCAUUCGCUGCUGUGAAGGACGCUGAGGGAAACAUCUACGGGAGAGGAACUCAGGACAUGAAAUGCGUCACUAUACAGUAUAUCGAAGCCAUUCGUCGUCUGAAGGCUGCAGGGAAGAGAUUUCCUCGCACCAUCCACUUAACUUUCGUUCCAGAUGAAGAGGUCGGAGGUCAUAAAGGAAUGGAGUCAUUUAUAAAUCACCCAGAGUUUAAGAAGCUUAACGUCGGCUUCGCCCUGGACGAAGGCCUGGCGAACCCCACUGAAGCGUUCACUGUGUUUUAUGGAGAGAGGAACCCCUGGUGGAUCACUAUCCGGUGUCCAGGCAGUCCAGGGCACGGUUCCAGGUUUGUGGAGAACACAGCUGCUGAGAAACUGCGCAGGAUCAUUAACUCGUUCCUGGCCUUCAGAGAGCGAGAGAAGCAGCGGUUGGACACAUCCGAGUGUUUCACGCUGGGUGACGUCACCACUGUUAACAUGACGAUGGUGCAUGGAGGCGUGGCUUAUAACGUGAUCCCUGCAGAGAUGGACGUCAGCUUUGAUUUGAGGAUCCCGCCCACUGUCGAUCUGCAGGAGUUUGAGGAGCAGAUUAAGGCCUGGUGCGCUGAGGCCGGUGAGGGCAUCACAUAUGAGUUUGCACAGAAAUUUAUGCAACAGAACACCACGUCCACGGAGGACAACAACCCCUGGUGGAAAGCUUUCAGCUCCACCUGCAAAGCCUUGAACAUGACGCUGGAGAAGGAGAUCUUUCCAGCUGCCACAGACAGUCGCUUCAUCAGGGCGGUGGGUUUGCCUGCAAUUGGAUUUUCCCCGAUGAACCGUACCCCCAUCCUCCUCCACGACCACAACGAGUUCCUGAAUGAGGAAGUGUUUCUGAGGGGCAUCACAGUGUAUGAGAGGCUGCUGCCCGUGCUGACCGCUGUACCAGCACAGAGCGGAGAGGAAUAAACACACACAUACACACAUA